GUGUGAUAUCAGCAUUAGCCUCAUCCUAAAUCCAAGGCACAGCACUGUGCCAGCUACAAAGAAGAAAAUUUAACUCUAUCCCAGUUGAAAUCAGGCCAGAUCUCCAGAGCUGGCUGCAGUACACCAGGUGAUGUUUCUGUGUUGUACACUGGAGUGUGACUGGUAUUAUGAACUUUUUAACUUGGAGAAUUAGAAGACUUGAGAGGCUUUCCAACAGUCUCAGCAGGGGCCAAUUUCUCUCAAAGCCCACUGAGGUUUUUCUGGCCCCUCUGUUGCUCCAUCCUGUUCCGCGCACCUGAGCUGGGGAUGGUGACUGUGACAUGCUUUGGUUCCAUGGUUGUCGGGGCCAGUCUGUGGUUGCUGCACCCUGGGGAGCUGCUCAUGCCCUGCUCAAGCAGGGCUGGAGGAGACAGCAAAAGAAUAAUGCUGCCCUUGAGCACCCGUGGGGUGUGGGUCUUCAUGGUCCUGCUUUGUAGCAUCCACUCACUUCUUGCAGCCCCAACUCAGCCUGGUUCAGAGCAGAGUGCAGAGGCAACCAGCAAACCUAACAUGACAAUGGAAGGUGUAUUCGUGUCUUUCUUAAGCUUCUUCAGUCCCAUGACUUGCCGCCUCAGCAAUGAGCGACUCUUCACUCCUUGUCCUGUACAAGGCCUGAACAUGUCUGAAUGCAAAAAAAUUCACUGCUGUCCUUUCAGAAUUGGCCAGGAGGAGCAGUGCUACCUGCCCGUGAGGGAUGAUGUGCAGCUGGCCAUUCGAGUGGUUUUGCUCACUGGAGGAGGAUUUUUGAUUUUGGGAUUGCUGCCAUUCUGUUGCUGUGCCCUUUUGCAGAGAAGUCCGUGUAUCAAUCCUUUACGAAACAUAAGCAAAGAAGUACAGAAAAUUGCACAGUCUAAACGAAUUGGUGGUAUGAAGAAUCCUGAAGAGGAGAUUCAUCGCCACUUGCUGGACUGACCUAAAGAACCAAAAGGACAAAAAAAGAAGGAACAUCCACCUGAUCCUGAAGAUCAAGCAGAAGACACCAGGAUUAUUUGGCUAUCUCUGGAAAAGGACAGUUUUUAUUUUAACAUUGAAGUAAUACAAAGUUGCAAACCCUUGAUAAUACUAUUGAUUUUACAAUAAAAGUUUUUUUCAUUCUA
This is a messenger RNA of Passer domesticus (house sparrow), 1136 nucleotides long. RefSeq names its product fmr1 neighbor protein-like. The coding region runs from base 307 to 951 and encodes 214 amino acids. The record is from RefSeq and is a predicted model, not a curated record. NCBI's taxonomy places the organism in Eukaryota, Metazoa, Chordata, Aves, Passeriformes, Passeridae. The transcript is spliced from 8 exons.